Molecule: messenger RNA, 1244 nt
Organism: Vigna umbellata (rice bean)
Lineage: Eukaryota; Viridiplantae; Streptophyta; Magnoliopsida; Fabales; Fabaceae
Source: RefSeq, a predicted model, not a curated record
CUAAUGAAAAACGAUAGAUGUUGAUUGGUGAGUGUGUGCAUGAGACAGGGAUGUUAACUCUCUCGCAGAUUGAACUUUCAAAAUUUGAUCUGUUUUUCUUUCUUUAGCCUUUAUCUGCCGACAAAAACUCUGAGGACCAUAAAGAGAGAGUGUUGAGUAGUGUGACAUAAAUGUAUCAGUUUCUAGUGAGUGUCAGCAAGAGCUUCCCACCCUUGAUGACCUUUUCUCACAUCAGAACAUGGAAGAGGAUUUUGGCAUGGAAUGGUUGUCUGUGUUUGUGGAAGACUGUUUUUCCAGUAAGCCAAGUUGCCUCUUGGCACCCCCUGGUGUUGAAACCACGAGCCCUAGCACCAAGCCUUCAAGCACAAUGCAAAGACCCCAACAAAGUUACUGUCCUCUGCAGAAUUUUUCUGUGCCAGGGAAAGCCAGGAGCAAGAGGAAGAGGCUAUCAGCACCAAGGACAAAACACACUCUAAGCACUUGGUCAAAUAAUUUCAGUACUCAAGUGUUGAGUUCUGACCCUCCUCUCUUGAAACAAGCCUAUUGGUUGGCUGAUAGUGAACUCAUUGUCCCAAAGAAGAAGGAUGAGCAAGAAGUGAAAGUGGAUAUUGUGGUUAGGAAGGAGAAACUGGGGGAGUAUUGUGAUGAGGGUGAAGUGAACAAUAGUAGUAAUAAUAAUAAUGGGCAGCACCCAAUUCCAAGAAGGUGCACACAUUGUCUGGCUCAGAGGACCCCACAGUGGAGGGCAGGACCAUUGGGUCCAAAGACACUAUGCAAUGCAUGUGGUGUGAGGUACAAGUCUGGAAGGUUGUUGCCCGAAUAUAGGCCAGCCAAGAGCCCUACUUUUGUUAGCUAUUUGCAUUCAAAUUCACACAAGAGAGUCAUGGAGAUGAGAAUGAGUGUUCUAUCUACUCAGAAGUAGUGAAGUGAUUUUACUGCAUACUUUUUAUGUACAACCAAACUUCAAAAUCAAGGAACAGAUUAUUUGGAAACAGAUAUUAUGAGCCAUAUGAAGCACACUUUCAAAAGUACUGAAACAAGUGCAGAUUAUAGCUUGCAAUAUGCAAGGAAAGGAAGAACUUCUGUUUUUUCAUUUCCCCAUUUUUACUCAAAUCAUGGUUUGUGAUUUUAAAUUAUGUUGAAAUAUUAUUCAACUGUUGUUUUGCUAAAUCUGUCACAACCCAUUUAUCCAAACUUAUACACUACAGAUUGCAAUGCAAUUCAAAAUCCAAAGUUCAAAACCA